Messenger RNA from Poeciliopsis prolifica (blackstripe livebearer), 12205 nucleotides. RefSeq names its product A kinase (PRKA) anchor protein 6 (gene akap6). NCBI's taxonomy places the organism in Eukaryota, Metazoa, Chordata, Actinopteri, Cyprinodontiformes, Poeciliidae. The record is from RefSeq and is a predicted model, not a curated record. The transcript is spliced from 23 exons. Bases 467 to 8077 code for a protein of 2536 amino acids.
CCCUGCCUUUGCUUUGUCAUCUCCCUCCUCCUCUCUCAGGAAAGGGACCACCACACCCUGCCAGCCAAUCAGAGCUCAGCUCCACCUCCUCCAUCACAUCAUCUCGAUCUCUAAGGUAACAGAGAGCCAACCCCCCUCCUCCUUCCCCACCACCUCUCUCUCUUUUUCUCGCUCAGUGUCUGUUUCCAUACAGAAAGGUGCCGCAUCAUCAUCCUCUCCCCCAUCUCACCAUCCCAUGCUAAGCUGCUGGCUGGUUAGCAUUAGCUCUUCUUCUCUUAACCUGAUCUUGCCUUCUCUGCAGUUGGACUGUCAGUUCAUUACAGGCAUCCCCCAGUUGGUGACUCCUCUACCAUUUAACAGAGAACAAGAAGGCAGAAAGAUGGAAUGAAGGAGAGGAAGAGUAGCAAUGUGUUCCUGUCCCUGAAGCCACUCCAAUAACAUUUGGAAUUCUACUUUCUCUACCAUCAUGAGCGUUGCAACUCUCUCACCUGUGAGUACUGAGCCUCCAUCCCCAAAGCUCAUAUUCAUCACAGACGUCGAGCCGUCCCUUCACCCAGCUAACGCCCCUGUGAGUCCAGAUGUGGCUCAUCAGUCUCUGAAUGGAGCCUCUUCCCUGGGCCCUAAGAGCAACCAGUCCAACCUCACCGGUGAAGAGUCUAUUACUGAUCCAGUCUUCUCCCAGAGGACAAAGAAACCUCCUCCUCUCCACACCGGAGCCGACUGGAAGGUCGUCCUCCAUCUGCCAGAGAUUGAGAAGUGGCUAAGAGCAACCACUGACAGAGUUGCUCAACUCACACACUCUGUGGGACAAGACAGUGACCACAGACAUGUGGAUGUUCACCUAGUACAACUUAAGGACAUCUGUGAGGACAUUUCCGACCAUGUGGAGCAGAUUCAUGCUUUACUGGAGACUGAGUUCUCCCUGAAGCUGCUGUCCUACUCUGUAAACAUUAUUGUAGACAUUAGAACAGUGCAGCUGCUGUGGCACCAGCUGAGAGUCUCAGUUCUGGUUCUGAAAGAGCGACUGCUGCAGGGUUUGCAGGACCCAAACGGAAAUUACACCCGACAGACUGACAUCCUGCAGGCAUUCAGCCAGGACCAGCACCAGACCCGUCUGGAUGCUCUCACAGAGGUGGACGACUGUGGUCAGUUAACAAUCCGCUGCAGCCAGGACUACUUCUCCCUGGACUGUGGCAUCACUGCCUUUGAGCUGAGCGACUACAGUCCCAGUGACCAUCCUGAGGACCGGGGAACAGAGUCCAUAGUUCACACCGCAAACUCAAAUCUUGAACUGCACAAGAGUUUACCUCAGCCCUCUCUGACCAGUGACAUAGACAACCACAGCCAUUCUACACCUGAAUCACCCACAAAUCAAAGUGACAUGCCCAAAUACAGUGAAAGCUCCAAACGUUCGCUACAGGCUGUAAGUCACAGCACUGAAUCUUCCCCCACACAGCCAUCCCUUCCCAAAAGAGCAGCCUUAUUCUCAAACAAAGGAACCAAAUCAAGAAGCAGUUUUAGGAAGUCAAGGCAGCAGUCUGAGCUGCAGCAUGAGGCUGAGCUGCAGCAUAAGGCUGAGCUGAGUCAGAGCACCUCCUCUCUUGUGGAUCCUCCAGACAGAUCCAAGUUCUGGCUAGAACUGGACUCGGUUGAUCUGAGAAACCUUCCACAAUCCAGCGAGAGUCUUCAGAGAACAAUUGAGCACAACCUCAAAAACCACCAUGUGAGCUCAACACAUAGAAAACCCGAGGGAAAUUCUGGCACCAAUGGCAGCCUACCCGUCUGCCGCCUGAUGUCUUUGGAUGAAAUAUCCACCCAAACAGAAAGGAUGCAGGAGAAGACAUGCACAGUCACUAUGGGUGACUCGUACUCCUCCCUGUCCUCCCCCAUUUCAGAGCAGCUUCUGUCCUCAGACUUGGAGGCAUCUGGAGAGGAAUUUGAUGCUCAGUGGGGUGGAAGCAGGAAUGCAGGGUGGACAGUGAACCGGCAGGGGCACAAGAAGGGAUCCCAGGUUACAUCAGAAAGGAUCCAGUCCAGAGAGCACUGGUAUGGGUCAGACGAGUUCCUGGCUCUCCCUGCUCAGCUCCAUGAAACUGAGAUGCUGGCUGUGAAACUAGAAAGUCUGAUACAGUCCAGCACCCUGCAGAAGCAGAGAGGUCUGCAGGAUGUGGAUGACUGGGAGCUGUCAGAGCUUAAUGUAGACUGGGACGCUGGAGAAAGUGGAGUCAACACAAGAAACAUAGUGGGGAGUGGGGAUUACGGUCCAUCUCCCCUGCUGUCACUGCAUCCUCACAGACAAACCUCAGUGAGCUGCUUCAGCUCCUCCUCCAGUGAUGUUGCUCCAUCAUUUGAAGACAGCAUAGAAUCAAGGCCUUUGAGUGACCUGCUGUCAGGAGAGGAGCAGAGCAGGAGGUCUGUGGAUGGUUCCCUCCAGCUGACAGCGCCCUUGGUGGAUGGCCGUGGAUGUGCUUCUCUGAUGAAAAAACUGCUGGAGGACAUCCAGGAACAGAACGAAGGCAUCUGGGUAAAGAUGGAGUGUUUUGUGCAAAAGUUGGACGGGUUCAUCUCAUGGCUACAGGAGGCACUGGACAGCACUGAAAACUGGACACAGCCCAGGCAGGACUUGGACAGCCUUAGGGUUUACUUGGACACUCACCUGACCUUCAAGCUGAAUGUGGACAGUCAACAUGUGCUGAAGGAGACCAUAUUGGCAGAAGGAAAGUCAUUACUCGAUAUCAUCACUUCCCACCAGCUGGCUCUGAAGGAUAUCCUCCAUAUGGUUGGAAGCCAGUGGGAUCAGCUCCAGUGGCAGAUCCGACGCCAACAUGGCUGGAUGCUUCGCGCCCUUCGUUGCAUCCAGACCCGCCUCCUCUACACCAGCCAUUCGCAGCAGCCCUGUGCAUCCACACUGGACUUGUCAGCCAAUGGAAAGUUUCCAUGCCUUGCAGAAGACCUCAAAGUGCAGCGAAAUUCAACUCAAUGCAACAUCCAGCAAGUCGCCCUUGAGACGAUGUCAGUCAGGCUGAGGGGACUCCACUACCCAUCAUCCUCCAGGAAGUACAACAGGAGCAGCAGUUUGCAGGAGUUUGAAGCAGAGUACCAGGAACUGUGGGAGUGGCUUAUGGACAUGGAUGCUAUGGUGACCGACAGCCACCAGUUGAUGAUGUCAGAAGAGCAGAGACAUCACCUCUUCAAAAGCAGCCUGGCUGAGCUGCUGACGAUGGAGAGCCGGAAGACGAGCCUGCUCAGGCAAGCUGCCAGUCUGAAGAGGAGUGGGACUGAACUACCGAGCAACUUACACAUCAAAAUACACAACCUCACACACACAUGGCAGCAACUAGAGAAAAUUCUUUCAGAGCAUCCAGUGCCAUGUUCUUCUGAGCAAAAGCUGUCAUCAAAUACAAACACUCUGCUGGUCGCUGGUCAGGAUGUGGCUGCUGAAAAUCCUCGCUCAGCUUUGUCCCCAAUGACUAAUUCACUGCUGGAGCAGCUGGAGGCUCGAAUCAAGGAGCUUAAGGCAUGGCUUCGAGACACAGAGCUGCUCAUCUUCAACUCCUGCCUCAGACAGGAGAUGUGUGCCUCCGAGCAGCUUUCAAGUUUCAAGUCCCUGUGUUCAGAGAUUGGAAGCCGGCGCCGAGGAGUCGCUUCAGUUCUGAAACUGUGUCAGAAGCUGCUGCAGCAGAGCCAGUCGGGCCUGAUGGCUGAAGUGGGCCCAGACUCUGAGCAGCACCGGGAGGCCCUGCAGCUGCUGUCAAUCAACCUGGAGAGGAGGUGGGAGGCGAUAGUGAUGCAGGCGCUGCAGUGGCAGAACAGAUUGAAGAGAGAGCUGGGAGAGCAGCAGGUGAAUGGAAACAUUCUGGAAACUGGCCUAGUGGAUCUCCACCAGAUUAGCCCUGUGUCAGUGGCUUCAGUAACUGUGCCACCAGAGGACUCCUGGGAAUGGGAUGAAAUAGAUAUGUCGGUCAUGGAAGCAGAGCGACUAGAUGUACCACUCCCUGACCUCACAACCAACCUCCCCACACCUUUGCAAUCAAGUCUGCCGUCAAACGAUAUUUUGGCCAAUGACAAUCAACCUGUUGAGGUUCAAACUGAUAUCCAAGCCACUCAGUUAAGAGAGUUGUCUAAUUUGAAGGAUGGAUCCUCAAUGGAUGUUAACUCCCAUUCCCCACCAAACAAUAACGUAUAUCAAGUGUACAGCCUCCACAGUAUUGAAUUAUGCAAGCAGCCGGUGUUUCCACUUCCUUCCACAUUAAUACACAUCAAUAAACCUGUAAAAAACAAAGAACAUUUUUUGCUGAAGAGCAUUAGUAAGGAUUCUUCCUUGUCAUCCAUUGAAUCUCUCCCAGACCUCCUGGGAGGUUUGAUGUCAAGUAGCCAACAACGAGAUAGGAUCAGUGAAUUUUGUAAUAGGGAAAGUGAGGGUGGCAGAAGGAGCGGUCAGUCAGAAAAUAGUCAACGAUCAGAUUGUGAAAGUGGGAUUGUAAGUGACAAUGGAGAUUCAGAGACAUCAUCAAACUCUGGAGUACAAGGAAAGAAAGAGGAUCAGGGGAUAGAGAGACAGGAGAAAAAAGACCGGAGGAAAUGUGAAGUUACACAAGAACAUUAUAGUUUAGCUCUGGAAAAGAACUGCAUUGCCCCUUAUAAAAGGAGCAAGAUGCAAAUAUCUACAAAUUUGGAAGAAUGGAGAAGGAAUGAGCUGAGAUGUGAACUAAAAAGAAAGGAGGAGGAGAAGAAGAGGUCCAAACAGGGUGCAGGGGGCGCAGUGGAAAUCCUGAUGAACGGACAUGGGAUCCUGACACCUGCCAACUCUGACUCUGACAUUGAUGUGAAAGGACUUGAUAACUCUAAGAUGUUCAUGUCCCAGAGGGACAACGCAGAGUGUAACCCUGACCAUUAUAAUAGUUCAGAGACUCCCCCUGCUCUCAGCAGUAGGACAUCAACUCCUGUUUUGUCUCAAAGCUCUUCCUUGGAGUCUCUAUUGGCUCUGGGUAUCGACUUAUUCCCCUCCAAAGAACGGCUGCAUCAUAGCGUCUCUUUGGAAAGCUGCCUUAAUCCAUGCCACAGCCCUGACAGGGAGGCGGUGGGCAGUCUCACAAGGCCAGACGAGAUGAACCUGGGCCAUGAGAAAGACCAAGAUAGCAUUAAUCUAAGAGCAAGCAUGGAUACUGAAACAGAGGCAUCUUCUGGAGAACUUAGUCAAAGAACUCUUGAUCUCCUGAAGCGCUUGGAGAACAUUCAGAAUCCUUUGGUUGGAAAGAUGACCCGAAGUGUUUCUGAUAUGUCAAUUCAAAGCAGCAUCCCACAAAAGAACCUCUUCCCUGUUUCACCUUCUUUAGGUGGUCAACACACUCCGCUCUCCAGGAUGUUUAGCACUUCAUGGAAAGGACAGCCAUCACUGAUCAAUGAAAAUUUAUCAAAUGUAUCACUAACUGAACUGAGUAGCACAGAGGACUCGUCUGUGGGAUCUGAUGAUUUUGCCGUGCUCAGAAACCAGCACCCUCUUUUCCUAGAUCCAAACACAGCAACCAGUUCUAGCCCUCAUAUGAAACAUUGUCACAACAGCAACAGGCGAGAGAAAGCUGUAGAUGAGUCGGAUGCUGCUAGUUUAAGCAUGGUGGUCAAUGUUUCAUGUACAUCAGCAUGCACAGAUGAAGAUGAAGAUGACAGUGAUCUGCUUUCAUCCUCCACACUGACGCUCACUGAAGAGGAAUUUGGUGUUCGAGAUGAACAGGAUGGAGAUGAUGACAGGGUUAAUGGUGUGUCUUCUGAGAAUGAGGAGGAUGAGGAUAAUGAUGAAAAUGACAUGGAAACCUCCUAUGAGUUGGGGCUUGAGUACAUGAAGAGGGAGUUACAGAGCUGGAUACGACCCCCUCGCACCUCUGUAUCCUCCUCAUUCAAAUCAGAGGCAGGCCUUCUGGAUGAGCUGCAGUGUGAAAGUGCUCCACCUUCCACCUUCAGAUACUCACGUGCACGAUUAGUGGAUUGCAAUAACAAAGCUGGUGGCAAGACAAGUAGAAAGGAAAGAGAAGAUGAGACCAGACUGAAUGUGACGAGAAGCUACAUCAGCCAAUUCGUCGAUGAUGUGGAGAAUGGAAACAUCGACCACAGCUGUCAACAAGGAAAAGAUGAGGACGAUGAGCUACUUCAAGAAGAGUCUGGCUUGUUCACUCAGAAAAGAGACACUUUAAAGGACAUUUAUGUGAACACCAAAACAGAAGACCAAGUUGAAGAUGUUGGCAACUUGAGAGCUGAAAUGAAUUCCCUUUCAACAAGUCAUAUUUGUUCAUCACCAUCUAGUGAGCUCCAUCCCUUCUCUUCCAAGCAUACUUUCUGUUUGGUAGGAGAGCUCAGAGGGGAGCUCCCCUGCCACAGUGCCUCACUUCCUUCACCCCCUUUGCUGUCUGAAGUCAACUGCAGAUCCCACAAUACACUGCACAACAACCUCUCAAUUGCUGGAGGACGGAAAGCCAUCACAAUUCAAGAGAAGUUUAAGUUCUCAUCGUUGGUCACAGAAGAGACGAGGAGGGAAGUCAGAGCAAAAGGUUCAUCUCUGCCAUCCAAAAAAGGCCACAAAUCCCACGCUUCCUGCCACAGCCCCUUCCUCCUGCCGGCCUCACCACUGAGCAUUGACGAAAGCAAGAAGGAGAAUGUUCACAAUUUUGUAAUGGAGAUUAUUGACAUGGCCUCUGUAGCACUGAAAAGCAAAGAGAAUCAGUCGGAUGGAGCAACCCAGAGGGAGACCAGUGGGUCUGUCCCAGACCAGUCCUCCACCUCACUAGCACAUAUCCGAGACAAGGUGCUUGAACACUCCCAUAGGCCUCUGCAUCUUCGGAAGGGAGAUUUCUACUCCUACCUGUCUCUCUCCUCCCAUGACAGCGACUGUGGUGAGGUCAGUCAGUGUGCUGAGGACAGGAGUUUAACCCCUGUGCCCUCCAGCAUCCCAUCCUAUUGCACAUCGACACCAACCCCAAACAGUCCAAGCCCUGAGCUUUUUCCCAGCACCAAAGUGGCAAUGUCUUCCUUUCAGUCAGCUCAGUUGAGCGAAUGCUCUUCCCCUAGCCUGCCUGCCAAGGACAACAUCGGCAGUCUGGAUUUGAAGUGUUUUGACGGUGAACCUGCCAGCGUCUCAGAUGGAGGGCGAGUGGAGCAGCAGUCUUCUACUCCCUCUCUGUCUGUACCCACCAGUCCUGACUUCAGGAAUGAGGAGACGCUGUUUGAAGCAUGUACAGAGGAAGUUUACCUUGGGCCACCUUUAUGCUACAGCAUGGUGAUCAAAAAGAAACCUCAGCCCUCCUACUAUAAACUGUGUUUGGAGACCUCAUUGGCUGGUGGUUGUGAGCUGAAUGAAAAUGCACCUUGUUUGUCCCAAGAGGGAAAAUGUUCCAAACUGGACAAUAGGUGGACGGACCACUUGUUUUCGACACAAGAAUCUGGUUCUGCAAAUGAAACCCAGAACUUCUACCGUCCUGAACCCUGUUACAACUUAUUUUCCACCUCUUCACUUUCAAGAAGCAACUUCAGUUCUUCAGGUGACAACCCUUUUUCUCCUCUACCUGUGUCGACUGAGGCAAUGGAAGAAAAGCUUGGUGAAGACCUGUACCUCUCCUCUGAUGGUGUUGUAGGAAAAGUCGCGACUGCUGUGAGUGUCAGCAUGCCGCAGGAGGAGAGAAGUCGUAAUGAGGGCCCUUCUUAUCUUAAUCCCUGGGUGCGUGUCGCCCUGAUAGACUCCUUCGCCACAGAAUGUUUGGCAGAUACUAAAACGCUUGAAUCCAAUAUGGGCACCGUAAUGACCAAGAUAAGUGUCUGCAGCUCUGCUACAAAUCCCUCAAAAGAGCCAGCCACCGCCGCCACGCGUAUUAAUCCCAAAAUUAACUGCUCAGUGAUGAGAAGGCCUGAUAGGGAGGAGGGGAAGAGGAGCAAAGAGGCAGAUACUCGAUGGGCAGAGGAGGAGAAAAGGAAAAAGGGCUGGAGCACUUUGCAGCAAGAAGCAAAGUCUGCUCUGGUGAAACAGGUGGGAUUUUGGCCAGUUCUCAGUCACAACGUUGGAGCAACACAGGAUGAAGCAAACCCUCAGUGAGGUCUCCUUCUCAGAUGAGAGCAGUCAGAAGACCAUCUGAGUUGGGUCCAGGAGUCUGAAGGAUGCAGUUGUAGGUCUCUUUGGGUCGGUGUUCUCUGAGCGUCUCCCUCUGUGCUUCUGCAGACUUCUACGUCCCGGAUCUUUGUCUUCUGACUCAACUCACAUCUGGUGUCAGGAGGACUUUCGCUGGAGCUUCACAGGUUGGGAUUGGCCCAGCUCACCAGCCUGAUGAGUUGGUGAAUUUAUGAUCAUGAAGCAGUCAUAAAGACUUUUCCUGAGGAUAUUUCAAGGUUCUCUGAGGUCUUGCUUGAAUGUAGAAUUUAAAUGCAUGUACACUUAGUAAAAAGCUAAUUGACUUAUGUAAAGGCCUGACAGACUUUUUCAAUAUUCAAGGGAAUGAGUAAACAUUUUAGAUCAUUUAGUGUGUGAUCAUCUUUUUAAGGGAGGCUCCCAAUAGGAGUACUUUGUCAGACAUUUGUCCCAAUCCAUGUUCCAUUGCUCACAUUGAAUUGGGCUACACCUAUUGUGUCCUACAGUUUGAGAAACUUUCCCAGGAAUUAUUUUGUAUCAACCUUGGUUUCAGUGAAAAAUGACAUUAUUUUUUCAAGUAUGAUUGUCAAAAUAUAGAAAAAAUCCAAAACGUUUUGAUCUUGAAAUCUUUCAUCAAUCCUACCUGUAAUGGUGAAAAUGGUGGAUUAAAGCUGGAAUUUGUGCUAUUUUGACCCUUUUUUCCAAAAUUGGGCUUUUAGACGCUGAUACUAGCUGGAAUCAGAUGCAUUCACCUGAUUGUUGAGUUGUUUGACCAUUUGCAAUAGUACAUUCAAACCACAUGGAACAAAAAAGAAAAACUUAAAUGACUGUUUCCAUUCAUUCAUAGAGAUGGAUGUAAAGCUGAAAGAGAAUGCAGCUUUUUACUACAUAUUGAAAUAGUUUCAUGUUUUUCUCCCUCACUCUACCAUCAGGACAUGAUGCGGGAGAGAACGGCAGUGGGCUGAACAUUUGCAGAAUAUUAACUUCACAAUAUAUUACUUUCUGAAGUAUAAAGUUCCAGUCAGUUCCAGUUUCUAAAGCUCUAGCUUCCAAACCAUUGAUUGGUAGACUUUCAGACUUUUAUGACACUGUUUGGAGUGUUGAUGUAAUCAGCUUUGGUAAAUUUCUUGAUUUCUAAACAUUGUGCCCCAUUUUUAUUGUGAGAGGUUUCAUUACAAACUGAAAAUCUUCACAUAGUAAGUAGUUCUUUAUUAAAGGUAUCAUGUUUUGCAAUGAAAUUAAGAAAGGGUGAACAAGAGCUGAACGAUUCCCAUAAAAACUGCAGUGAACAGUGCAGCUAAUAGGAAACUACACCUGGGUUCUUCAUUUAACUCUUGGAGCUCCAUUAGAUCCCCUCUACCACAGACAUGGUGACCCAUGUUGCUACCAUAACAACUGCUAAGCAAAGGCCCACCAUACAUCAAGAAUGAGACCAAUGUCUAAUCCUUCCAUCAGCAUUUUCUAUUUAGAAAAAAAAUUAAUUUGGGCUAAACAAUACUUAGAAAAAAAUUUUGAAAAAAAAUAACUGCAACUUGAGAUCAGCUGAAUUCACUCUUCUUCAAGUCCAUAAUAUAGAUACUCAAAGUUAUACGCAAAAAAGAUUUAUAGAAUUAUGUAUGCUGCUUUAUAUGGUGCCUUUCAAAAGUACGUACACCCCAUAAGCAUUUUCAUAUUGCUAAAUUACAACUACAAACAUGUAGGUGUUUUAUUAUUUCAUGUGAUUAAGAUUUUAGUAUAGCGUAAUGAAGGAGAAAGAAAAAAAAACAUAAUUUGGUUUGAAUUUGGAUCUUCCUCUUACUCCUUUACUCUGAAACUCUUGAAUAAAAUUUCAUGCUAUGAAAAACAGCCCAGUUGAUAAACAGAGCAGCCUUUGGUUAAAGUACCGUACUCAGUAUAAAAACAGGACAGAUCUGGAAGGGAAACUCUGAAAAGACUGAAGACAAGCCUACACACAGCCAGAGAGCUGCAGUAGGCCCGUUGUUUGCAGAUGUUUUUCAUCCAAUCUGAAUGAACAGAAUCAGUAAAAAAAAGACUGAAUUCAAUCCAAACUGUUCUGUGCAGUGCUGUAACUAUUCUACAAAGAAUGAACAUUCUACCUUUUUCAGAUUUGUUUUUUAUUGAAAAAAGUAUUGUAAAUCUAUAGUUUUCCUUCCACUUCACAUAUAUGCUGUACUUUCUGUUGAUUUAUUAAAUAAAAUGUGGAAAAAUCCAGAUUAAACUUCUGGAUUGUAGCCUGACAAAAUAAACCUGAAGGGGUGUACAUACUUUAUCAAACCACUGUAAUGUUUUUAGGGGACAAUAAAAUGUAACCUGGAAGCUGCAGUGAAGCCCAGACCCCAGAACAGCUCAAUCUUUCUCUAAAAUGUGUAGCAGGAAAGGAAACGGCAGAGUGCAGUGGAUGCCCUCCAGUUCAUGGAUCUUUAUGUGGAAAAUAAAUCCUAAAUAUUCAAGAAAAGUCUGCCUCUUCACUGAUUAUUUUUUAGCACAUUUCUAAAAUAUUCUAAAGAAAAAGCAGUUUAAGAAUUUAAAACACCUUCUGCUCUGUAUUUUGUUUGGCACUGAUUGGACCUUCAAGAGAGGAAAUAAGGAAGACAGAUGUUCUUCUGCUACAGUGCUAACACUGUCUGCACUGAGAGCAUUAAUGGAUAUUAAGGUAUGUUUGGAAGUAGAACUAUUAAAACAGGGAUUUCUAACAACUUCAGGAGAAGUGUCAUGUUUUAGUGGAUUUUAUCUAUCCACAGGUGGCUGUGGUCACUAACGUUGCCAAUACAAGAGGCCCACUGUGUAGAUGAGAGCAGGGUCUGACAGGACAAUGAAGUCAAAUAGUGAAGUUGAACUUAUAUUAAAAGUUAGCAAUUUCUUCUUUUUUCUUUCUUCCCUCCUUCCUUCCUUCUCUGUAUUUUACCAUGAAUCUGAUGAACUCAGUAAGACAUUGUUCUGUAUGCCAUUCUUGAUGCUGUCGUUGUGAACACUGAUCUAUUUCCUGUAUACACUCCUUAAACUACGCACUGUAAACCCAAUGUGCUGCUUGCUUCAUACCUGUAGGUCUUUGUCUUGAUUUGUGAAGGAUUUCAGGAUUCACUUCGUAAAACUCAUGACCUAGAGUCACAGAAAUCGCCUCCUCAUCUGUGUUUGAGAUGUUUGACUCAGUAGACAUGUCCUCUAUGGACGUCACUUUCAGAAAAAUGAAAGAGUUGAAAUAAAGUUCUGUUUCUGAUGGAGGGAAACCAUCUGACUGAACAGAGACUGUCAGCACUCUUCUCUCUCCCCAUGUUCACCUUUUCAGCUCUGGCAAAUCUUUACGUGAUUUAAUCUGUUUUACUUUAGAUUCAACACUAAUUGUAUGUUACUGACGAGGAAAUAUUUGUUCUAUCAGGACAGAGACUGUAUGGAUUUUACCAGUUCGCUUGUUUUUUUUGUUUUUGCUUUUUUAUUAUUUCAGCAGCUGACAGAGGAAUUAUGAUUUUUUGUAUUUAUAUUCUCCUGGGAUGUGAAAGUCAUUUAUUUUUACCUUAAAGCAUGUGGAACCAAAUAUUUUCACUUCUUGCUUAUAGUAGCUUCACCAAACUACAGGGUGAAACAAUUGUCUUUUAAAUAGUGUUUUAUCUAUGCAACACAACCAAAGUUAGCGAGAGCUAAAACAGCGUUGUGUAUGAGUAAAGGUUCAUUGAUGUGUGUUGUGUUAAUACUUCUUAGAUUCUGUAACAUUUAUUAUUUGUGUUUUAGUUCUUAAGCAGCUCCUAGUAUGAUGAGCAGUGAUUGAAGUGAGACUGGUUUUGAGAGGCAUGGAAGGAUGAAAGGGUGUGGAGGGUUCUAAUAUACUUCUGUGCCUUGCUCUGCUGUUUAUUCUCACACCUUUUAUUAUUUCUGAACGCCAGUCUCCUGUUAGUGAAUAAACAACAAUCAACAGAGAAUAAAAUAAACACAAGAGGUUUGUUCAAAAUUCAGUGUACAAAGCACAGGAGGAUCUCUAGUUGUGUGUUUUACUGGGUAUUUCAUUUGUGAUAUGGGCUUUCUUUAUUACAAUAGGAGCUUGACUGCAUGGUUUCUGCUGACUAUAUUGUAAAACUUACCGCUGAAAAAUAAACUUUACCGGAA